Messenger RNA from Scaptodrosophila lebanonensis, 1878 nucleotides. RefSeq lists its product as uncharacterized. Gene Ontology annotation, molecular function: protein binding. Lineage: Eukaryota; Metazoa; Arthropoda; Insecta; Diptera; Drosophilidae. The record is from RefSeq and is a predicted model, not a curated record. The transcript is spliced from 2 exons. Bases 32 to 1822 code for a protein of 596 amino acids.
AUUGAAUAGUAAUCAUUUCGUCUGCGUCCGUAUGGUAUCUAUAGUCCGUAACCUGAACUGGUGGUACCCGGAUGAGCGGCAACCAAGUGCGCGUUUGCUGAAAGUGCGCGCUUUUACCAAUUCCUCGGAACUAGUUGGAACACACAAGCUGAAUAACAAGAUUGAGUAUAUUACACUUAUUGGUAAAUACAAGCCGAUUGAACGUCCUCCAGAUAUACUUUCAAGGAAUAGCCGCCCUACAUUGGUUUACCGUAAAUCCAAUGAAUUCAUUAUUAGUGAAUCAGAAUUGGAAUUCAAUAGAUCCAAGACUCCUGUAUCAUCAAUUGCCAUGCCAAACCGCCGUAAGCCUGCCCGUCCACAUCUAGGACCCUCAUUUCGUAUUGUCGAUGAACACUCGGCUGACCGAGUCUCUACGGAAGGUGUCUUCGAAAAUAUGGUUCUACGCGACCAGCUCACUUCAGUUAGGGAAUAUAAGAUCUAUCGCGUGAACAUUGAGGCCCAAGGGCUGUUGGCCGUGCGCUUCGUGAAUACAACUCACGAUGUGGUGGUAAAGUUGCAGACCGUGAAUCAACCUUUCCGUGACGAAAUUAAAACAUCAUCGUGCAUUGUCUACGCCAAUGAAACGGAUCGCAUUAUGCUACUUCGUAACCCAUGCCCCAAAGCAGUUAAAGCCUAUAUGGGCUUGGCUUUAGCCACCAACGAUAGUCAUGAUUUGGUGAACGGUUCGGCUGAGAUAUAUUUCCUUUUUCAGCUCCGCGACUGCGACUAUUGGAUGUACAAUGAUCCAGUUGAUCCGCAUUGGUCCCAGUAUGGCUGCCUGCCAGCCAUGGAACUUGAUAUUCAUACUGGAAUAAUUUGCAUAUGCGAAUACCUAAGCACAUAUACAGCCUAUGUGUAUAAUGUACCCAUUAUACCAGUGCCCAUAAAUCAUUCGACGGAUUUUCUAAACAGGAAUAUUUACAUUGCGAUCUUCAGUUGUUUCUGGUUGUCAUUAAUAUUACUUAUAUUGUUUGUGUGGUGCUGUAGCAAAAGGCUUAUUGCGCUAGAAUGCUCAAGGCCGGAUGAUGAGGUGGAACAACAACUUUUUGAAGGCAACGAGGAACAUAUGUUUCUUAUUCAUCUAAAAACGGGAGGAGGUGAAAAUAGCGGUACCACGGCCAAUGUUCAGAUACGAUUUGUGCAGCCAACGCAUGAACAGGUUUGCUACACCAUAUCCCAGGAUCCUACGCGACCCAAGCUUCGCACAAAUACCACCCAUACAUUGAUUUUAAGAUCGCGCAUCAUACGUUUACCCACUCAGCUGCAAAUUAAUCAUGACGGUGGUGGACGUUACUCCUCCUGGUACCUUAGCAGUGUGGUUGUACAGGACGUAACGACCCAGACAACGCAGGCAUUCCAAAUUCAUUUGUGGUUGCGGACGCACAACACAGUUGUAUCACGUGGCAAAAUAAUUGACAAACAAGACAGAUUCGUGGGAAGAUGGUGCUAUCGUUUCAAGCGCAGCAUGGAGCGCAAUUGCACCAAUUGGUUCGGAGUUCAACCAGUUAUAGGCAGCUGGCGUUGGCAUCUCGGCAACCGCUGUUUCUCGCGCUUUGAGCGCGUCUGCAUCUUUGUUAACAAGCUAGGCGUAACAGUUUGCAUCAUUGUCCUCUAUUUUGGCAAAGAUAGCGAACAUAACCGGGAGAUGUUAUUUCGAAAGACACGUGGAAAGAUGUUGCUGCCUAUUAUUGAGAUAAUCUACCUAUCCUGUGUGUGCUACCUUGCCAGUUGUAUAGUUCAGUUUUUCUAUGAAAUUUUGCUUGUCAAAAUUGCAAGACUGUAAACCGGGUUAACAAAUUCUGUAUUUCUGUUUCAAUAAAAGAUACUCUUACCGUAUAA